GAGAGGCAAGUGCACUGUACAGCUGCAACACAGAGAGAGAGAGACACACAGGGGAGGAGAGGAAAAGAACCCAGUUGGAGGAGCUGGGGGACAAGUAGAAGAAGAAGAUACACUUGUCCUUUUCCCCUCUCUUUAUCUCUGUGAGAUUCCUCUCUGGGUUCAAGUGGCGAUUGUUCAGCUCCAGCUGAACUUCACCCACAUCCUCCUGCUGCCCACUUUCACAAACAAGCAGAGAAGUGUUGGUGUGGCGACAGGAGGAGGGAAUCGGGUCCAGAUCAACCUGGAGAGCCGUGGAGGACAGCAGGAUGCCAGCGAGGAGAAGAAAGGAUGGAGCCGGGUCGGCGGCGGGUCUGUGGACGAUGCUGGCGUGGGCGGUCCUGGUGGGUCCAGGAGGCGCUGAAGGGUGUCCGGCUCCCUGCAGCUGCCUGGGGAACACGGUGGACUGCCACGGCCGGGGAAUCCACUCUGUCCCCAAAAACAUUCCCAGAGCGACUGAGAGGCUCGAUCUGAACGAGAACAACCUGACGGUCAUAACCAAGACAGAUUUCUCUGGUCUUAAACACCUCAGAGUUCUUCACCUGAUGGAGAACAAGAUCAGUAGCAUUGAAAGAGGAGCCUUUGAUGAGCUGAAGGAGCUGGAAAGACUGCGUCUUAACAGAAAUCGUCUCAGCCAGCUUCCAGAGCUGCUCUUUCAGAAGAACGAAGCUCUGUCUCGACUGGAUUUGAGUGAAAAUGCCAUCCAGGCCAUCCCAAGGCGAGCGUUCAGAGGAGCCACAGACAUCAAAAACCUUCAGCUGGAUAAAAACCACAUCACCUGUAUUGAGGAGGGAGCGUUCAGAGCUCUGAGAUCCUUGGAAGUGCUCACACUGAACAACAACAACAUCAGCAGCAUCCCAGUUUCCAGUUUCAACCACAUGCCGAAACUGCGAACCUUCCGGCUCCACUCUAACGCUCUGCGCUGUGAUUGUCACCUGGCCUGGCUGUCGCCAUGGCUACGGCAGCGGUCUGCGCUGGGCCUCUACACGCAGUGCAGUUCCCCUCCGGCUCUGCGGGGGCUCAACCUCGCAGAGCUGCGCAAGAGUGACUUCGCCUGCUCAGGCCACAGCGGCAGCGCCUUCGUUCAGCCGUGCAGUUUGGCGUCCGGUUCUUGUCCUCCGAUGUGUUCCUGUAGCAACAACAUUGUGAACUGCAGAGGAAGGGGCCUCACUGCCAUACCUGCCCACCUGCCGGAGGCCAUGACAGAGAUUCGUCUGGAGCAGAAUGGCAUCAAGUCAGUUCCUCCUGGUGCGUUCACUUCCUACAAGAAGCUCCACCGCAUAGACCUGAGCAACAAUCAGAUAUCUGAGAUUGCUCCUGAUGCAUUUCACGGCCUUCGGGCGCUCAAUUCGCUCGUUUUGUAUGGGAAUAAAAUCACUGAGCUGCCCAGCGGAGUAUUUGAUGGCUUGGUUUCUCUGGAGCUGCUAUUGCUGAAUGCAAAUAAAAUCCACUGUAUACGUGCCGCAGCAUUCAAAGACCUGGAAAACCUGGCUCUUCUUUCUCUGUACGACAAUAAGAUCCAAAGUCUGGCUAUGGGAACCUUUAGCUCGCUGCACAGCAUCCAGACACUCCACCUGGCCCAGAACCCGUUCGUUUGUGACUGUCAUGUGAAGUGGCUGGCGGACUUCCUGGGUUCAAACCCCAUCGAGACCAGCGGGGCUCGCUGCGCCAGCCCUCGUCGGCUCGCCAACAAGCGCAUCGCUCAGAUCAAGAGCCACAAGUUCAGAUGCUCCGCCAAGGAGCAGUACCACAUCCCAGGCACUGAAGACCGACGUCUGAGCUAUGAGUGUAACAGUAAGCCUGUAUGUCCGGCUAAAUGUCGCUGUGAGGCCAAUGUGGUGGACUGCUCCAAUCUGCGCCUCACCAAGUUCCCAGAGCACCUGCCGCCCUCCACCGAAGAGCUGCGUCUUAACAACAAUGACCUGUCCAUGCUAGAGGCCACCGGCGCCUUCAAGGGUCUUUCUCAUCUAAAGAAAAUUAACCUGAGCAACAACAAGAUUUUAGAGAUUGAGGACGGUGCGUUUGAGGGCGCCUCGUCAGUGGGGGAACUUCACCUCACAGCCAACCACCUGGAGUCUGUGCGAGGGAGCAUGUUUAAAGGCAUGGAGGGUCUGCGCAUGCUGAUGCUGAGGAACAACAGGAUCAGCUGCAUCCAUAACAGCAGCUUCACAGGGCUGACCAACGUCAGGCUGCUCUCCCUCUACGACAACCAGCUCACCACCAUCCUGCCUGGAGCCUUCGACACUCUGCCCAACCUCUCCACUCUAAACCUGCUGGCCAACCCCUUCAACUGCGACUGCCACCUGUCCUGGUUCGGAGCGUGGCUCCGGAGCCGCCGGAUCGUGACGGGGAACCCUCGGUGCCAGAGCCCGGCUUUUCUGCGAGGCAUUCCUCUGCAGGACGUAGCGGCCCCUGAUUUCCGCUGCGAGGAUGGUUCUGUGCUGGAGGACAGGAGCUGCAUAGCGGGGCCCCAGUGUCCCAGUCAGUGUUCCUGUAUGGACACAGUGGUUCGCUGCAGCAACAAACACCUGCAGGCUCUGCCCAGGGGAUUACCACGUAACAUCACCGAACUGUACCUGGAUGGAAACCAGUUCACCAGCGUUCCUAAAGAGUUAGCCACCUUCAAGUACCUGCAGCUAGUAGAUCUGAGCAACAAUAAAAUCAACUCGCUGUCCAACGACUCCUUCUCAAAUAUGAGCCAACUCACAACUCUGAUCCUCAGCUACAACUCGUUACGAUGUAUCCCUCCUCUAGCUCUGGCCGGCCUGCGCUCCCUUAGACUGCUCUCUCUCCAUGGCAACGACAUCUCUGAGCUGCAGCAGGGAAUCUUCAGUGACCUGGCCUCCCUGUCUCACCUAGCAAUUGGAGCCAACCCUCUGUACUGUGACUGCCGGCUGCUCUGGCUGUCAGACUGGGUGAAGAGCGGCUAUAAGGAGCCGGGCAUCGCGCGCUGCGCCGGACCCCAGGGCCUGGAGGGCAAACUGCUGCUCACCACACCUGCUGACAAGUUCCAGUGUCUGGGUCCAGUGGACAUUUCUGUUCAGGCCAAAUGCACUCCAUGCGUUUCCUCCCCUUGCCAGAACCAGGGAACCUGCCAAAUCCACCAAACCCAGCAGUACACCUGCGCCUGCAAGUCGGGUUUUACGGGUAAACACUGCGAGACUCCAAUCGAUGCUUGUGUCAGCAACCCCUGCACCAAUGGAGGAAGCUGCCUGAGAGACGAGCAGACAGGAGGCUUCAGCUGUGCGUGUGCAUUCGGUUUCCAUGGCACAUUUUGCGAGGUCAACAUGGAUGACUGCGAGGAUCACGGAUGUGACAAUGGCGCCACCUGUGUCGAUGGAGUUGGCAACUACACCUGCUUGUGUCCUCCUAACUACAGAGGUCUGCUUUGUGAAGAGGAGGAUGAUGUUUGUUCUCCAGGUAGAAAUCCUUGUCAGCAUCAGUCCACCUGCAUCAGCAGUCCUACAGGCCCCAGGUGUGUGUGUAUCCCUGGCUGGGUGGGACCAGACUGCGGCAUCGACUACAACGAGUGCGCAGAUCACCGCUGUCAGAACUCAGCUCAGUGCGUCGACCAUCUGGACGGUUACAGCUGCGACUGCCUGCGGGGAUUCAGUGGCGAGUUUUGUGAGGUGACAGAUCUUCAGCAGACACCCUGCCAGAUGGCCAAGUGUCAGAAUGGCGCUCCCUGUAACGACAAGUUGGGGACCGCAAUCUGUCAGUGUCCGCCCGGCUUUGAGGGCCAGAGUUGCGAGAAGCUGGUCAGCGUCAAUUUCGUGGACAGAGAUUCUUACGUCGAACUUCAGGAUGUGAAAAACUGGCCUCAGUCCAACAUCACAUUGCAGGUGUCAACUGCGGAAGAUAACGGCAUCUUGCUGUAUAAUGGUGAUCAUGAGCCGAUUGCUGUAGAGCUCCAUCAGGGUCACGUAAGGGUCACCUAUGACCCUGGGAACCAACCUGCCACCGCUAUUUACAGCUCUGAGACGGUAAACGAUGGUAAUUUCCACACGGUUGAGCUGGUGACCUUUAAUCAGAUGGUGAACCUGUCUGUGGAUGGAGGAGAGCCAACGACUCUGGACAGCCAAGGCCGCGGCCAGCCGCUGACUAGAGAGACGCCUCUUUACGUGGGAGGUAUGCCCGAGGAGGUUAUACCGACUUCUCGGGGCCUCUCCUCUCAGAGCCUCAACACGUCCAGUUUCCACGGCUGCAUCAGGAACCUCUACAUAAACCACGAGCUGCAGGACUUUACCCGCAGCCAAAUGAAGCCAGGGGUUGUACCGGGCUGCCAACCCUGCCGCAGACUUUACUGCCUGCAUGGCAUAUGCCAACCCAACAGUGCACAGGGCCCCCAGUGCCACUGCCAGCCAGGUUGGACAGGUCAACACUGUGACCAGCCAAUCACUGUAGGCCUUAGUGGAGGGGACGUCGUCACCAUGGCGAAUGGUAUCAACCCAUGUGAGGGAAACAAGUGUGUGAAGGGCGUCUGCAUGGUGCUGGAUGCUCAAACCUACCGCUGUGAAUGUGAGAAGGGAUUCAGAGGAGCGCUGUGCAACCUCCAGGAGGAGCCCGCCGGCUCGUGCCAGAGGCUGCAGUGUCUUCACGGCCGGUGUCAAAAGACGGAGGAUGGAGAGAGCUGUGUGUGCGAGCAGGGAUACACUGGAGAGAGCUGCGAUACAGAGACCCCAUGUCGAGGUGAGCCGGUCAGAGACUACCACCGGCUGCAGCACGGCUCCGUUCUCUGCCAGACAUCAAAACCGUUCUCCUGGGUCGACUGUCGGGGUCACUGCCGGGCUGAAGCCGAGCGGGGAGCCGCCGCCGUUUCCUGCUGCGCCCCUCUGAGGGUCCGGCGGCGGCGGAUCACCUUCGAAUGCGAUGAUGGGACGUCGUUUACGCAGGAUGUGGAGAAGCCUGUGGAAUGUGGCUGCAAGAAAUGUGUGUAACGCUGAGGAAGGGAAGAUGAACGAUAUCCCACAGGUAGACCGCUUGAAACCCAGAACCCAACGCCAGCAGGUAGACCGCUUGAAACCCAGAACCCAAUGCCAGCAGGUAGACCGUGUUAAACCCAGAACCCAACGCCAGCAGGUAGACCGUAUCAAACCCAGAACCCAAUGCC
Xiphophorus maculatus (southern platyfish) is the source of this 5146-nucleotide messenger RNA. RefSeq names its product slit homolog 1 protein-like (gene slit1b). Gene Ontology annotation, molecular function: heparin binding; Roundabout binding; calcium ion binding. Lineage: Eukaryota; Metazoa; Chordata; Actinopteri; Cyprinodontiformes; Poeciliidae. The record is from RefSeq and is a predicted model, not a curated record. Gene Ontology annotation, biological process: negative chemotaxis; axon guidance. Bases 306 to 4973 code for a protein of 1555 amino acids. The transcript is spliced from 38 exons.